Labeo rohita (rohu) is the source of this 3960-nucleotide messenger RNA. Its product is annotated as volume-regulated anion channel subunit LRRC8D. The record is from RefSeq and is a predicted model, not a curated record. Lineage: Eukaryota; Metazoa; Chordata; Actinopteri; Cypriniformes; Cyprinidae. The coding region runs from base 335 to 2947 and encodes 870 amino acids. Gene Ontology annotation, molecular function: protein binding. The transcript is spliced from 6 exons.
CACGAGUCCGGCGGUGGGCGAUGCAGAUGCGUCUGGUUAUGAGAGUUGUGAUUCGGUUCUGAAGCUGUUACAGGAAGUACGAGAGUUUUCUGAUGUGUCCUCACCAGACUCGCUUCAGACGUCAAAUCAGGACGGCUGGUCACCAUGGAAACUUCAAAGCAGCUUCUGGGGCCCCUCUGUGUCUGCAGACUGGGGAAAGGUUAGUGAAGUUGGACGCAAUUGUUGAACAAACCGGCUUGCGCCGGACUUGAGUGCAAGAAAACCAAAAAAGAAAAAAACAGGAUUUUAAAGCAUGAAAGCUUGCCUUUAGAGUGGACAGUUUCAGUACAUCACAAUGUUCGCGUUGUCUGAAUUGUGGUCCGGCGGCGAGCGUCAGGGUAGUUAUAAGCUGCUGAAGCCAUGGUGGGAGGUCUUCAUGGACUACCUCCUGGUGCUCAUGCUGAUGGUGUCCAUCCUUGCUGGGACACUCCUGCUAUCACGGGACGGAGUAGUGUGCGUCCCCGAACACUCUUCCUCCAUUAACUACAGCUCUCCCAUAAAGCCUGUAUCUGAUUCCAUCUUUAGUAGCACACCAGAGUCACUCAAGACCCCUGUGAAGGGGCGACGUACCAACCUGGACUUCCAGCAGUACAUCUACAUCAGUCAGGUUUGCUAUCAUGAGGCGCUGCCCUGGUAUUCGCGCUUUCUGCCGUACGUGACGCUGCUCCACACGCUGGUUCUCCUGGCCAGCGGCUGCUUCUGGUUUCACUUCCCGCUCACGUCCGCUCGCAUCGAGCACUUCCUGUCGCUUCUUGCUAAAUGUUGCGAAUCGCCAUGGACGACAAGGGCGCUUUCUCAUACGGCCAAACUGGACACACGCUUCUCAGAGGCGGACCAAGUGGUGCAACCCAAAGUUCAGGUAACAUCUUUGUACAAAACACGCAAGUCGAGUCUGGACUCUGGGACGGACAGCCCUCUGCUGGCGGGAACUGAUAGUGUGUCCACAACAACGCAACCGUCUCCGUGUCCCUCAACGUUGUCCCACUGCUCAACUCUCUCUGCUCUGUCACUCACGGAGCCGGUUCUGCCGGUGCAAGUCGUUCCGGACACUUCUAGACGAGGAGCCACAUUGGACCGCAGCGACAGAGAGCAGGCCAGAGCACUGUUUGAGAGGGUGCGCAGGUUUCGUGCUCACUGCGAGAGUUCAGAUGUUAUCUAUAAGGUGUACACUGCUCAGACGGUGUUCAAGGUCCUGAAGUUCAUUCUAAUCAUAAGCUACACCACUCCUCUCCUGGGCUCCAUCACCUUCAGUCACGUCUGCCAGCCUCGCUCUUACGCUCUGACCGGCUACAGCGUCUUCCAGUGCAGUCACUCACUGUCCUCUGUCCUGCGCAAGCUAAUGCAAGCUUACGUCUCGCUGCUCUUUCUGUUUGGUCUGCUGGGCAUCUAUGCCCUGUUCUGGAUCUUCCACAAGUCUUUGAGGCAGUACUCUUUCCAGAGUCUACGUGAGAAAGGAUCCAUGCUAGAUGUACCUGACCUUCAUAAUGACCUCGCCUUCCUCUUGCACAUGGCUGACCAGUACGACCCUCUACUGGCCCAGCGCCUAUCUGUCUUCCUGUCACCGGUCAGCGAGACUCGACUGCUGGAAGAAAGUCUGGAGCGUCGCUGGGGAGCAGAACGCUUGCGGUCAAUGAUCACGUCCGACCAGCAGGGGCGCUCUCUGCUGCAGCUCGUGGCUCUUCCUCACCUGCCACCAGCUCUGUUCACCUUAAGCCAGUUAGAGGUAUUAAAGUUGGAACUUAUUGGAGACGCCAAACUGACAGCACAGAUAUCUAACAUGACCGCUCUCAGAGAGAUGCACCUUUACCACUGCACUGUAUCAGUGGAGCCUGGAGCACUGCAGCACCUUCAGGAACACCUGGAGACUUUACAUGUAACCUUCACCCAAGCUGCAGAGAUCCCAGUCUGGGUUUAUUCCCUCCGCGGCUUGCAAGAGCUGCACCUCACCGGGAGGUUAAGCAAUGAGGGCGGGAUGGGGCGCGGAUGGGCCCUUGGCAGCCUUCGACAACUGCGUCACCUCCGCGUCUUGGCGCUGCGCGGUAUGCUGCAGAAAAUUCCAGGGGAGCUUAGUGAAUUAGCAGGGAGUCUGCUAAAACUGGAGAUAUAUAACGAGGGCACCAGGCUGUUGGUACUUACGGGACUAAGGCGUUUGACCGGACUGGCAGAAGUGCAACUGCAAGCAUGCCAGUUGGAGAGGUUGCCAUCAGCACUGCUGGCGCUUACAGGUCUACGCAGUUUGGACCUGCAACACAACAGUCUGCGUACUUUAGAAGAGCUGUUGGGAUUGCAGCAUCUGCGGCGUCUGUCCUGCCUACGACUCGCGCAUAACCGUGUUUUGGCUCUUCCAGCCAGCGUAGGAGUGCUGCGCUCACUGGAGCUCUUGGAUUUGGCACACAAUCAGCUGCAAAACCUACCUUCGGCACUCUUUACGUUGCAUAAACUGCGGCGCCUGUUUUUGGCGGGAAACCUUUUGGAAGAGUUGCCAGCUGAAAUUGGAGCCUUGAUGCUUCUAAGUGAACUAGACCUGAGUGCCAACAGGCUUGAAUGUCUCCCCAAGGAACUGUUUGAAAGUUGCGUAGAACUUCGCAACUUGAAUGUCGCGAAUAACUCUCUUGGGUCUUUGCCUGCUGGUUUGGGCUGCCUGACUCAGCUUUCACGUCUGGACGUACGGGGAAACAGUCUAGAGGAGCUGCCGAUCGAGCUGGGGUGUUGUUUUGGGCUUCGUGGAGGCAGUUUGCUGGUGGAAAACUGGCUGUUACACACCCUACCUCGGCAGGUCAGGGACGUCCUACAGCAGCCCAGCUCUUGCCCCUCUUCUGAACCUCCAUCACGCCCUAAUUCUGACUGCUUUCCUACCUUUUCAGCUGCACAGUGGAGCUUCCACUCCGCACUGGAAUCUCGGAUAUAAAACAUCAGCACAACUCAUAAACAAUAUCUAACUAAUAUUACUAAAAUGAAUCUGGAAAAAGCUAGUCUCCUGCUAUAUGAUGACUGAAAAAUUAAAAACAUGUUUUUAUACUUAACAGUUAAUUGUAACUAGCCCAACGAACCCAUUGUAAUCCUUUCUAAUCUUUAUUUUGAAAAGCUUUAAGACUCUAGUUUUCACAUACGGUGACUAAUUUUUUUUUUUUUUUAAUUCAUGGUACUCUUGGUUACUUUUUAUGCCAAAAGUUCAAAAAAUAACAUUUGUUCUAAUUUUGUGUCUAAAAAUGUUUAUAAUCUAAAAAAUAUUGACAGAAUCCCCAUUUAUGAUGCACUACAAACGCGUCUGGUUGAUUUCUGCAUGUCUUUCACAGUCUUUAUAUGGAUCAACGUAUUUUGUUUUGUACUAUAUGUUUUGUAAACAUAAUUUAGAUUUUAAAAAAGUAAAAUGUAGUGCGGGACAUUUUACAUGUUAAUGGACUUCUAUAUCUUUAUCUGCUUCACUUUAAUAACUUUUUUUCCACUUCCACAAAAUUGUUCCAAAAUCAGCCAUGUGCUCCCUAACAUAACAUUUGUUGUGGUCUCAUGUACAGUACUAGUACAAGUUUGAUCUUCAAAAUAAUGCAUAAUUUUUCUAAUGAAAUCAAACGUUUUUUUUUUUUUUUUUAAUCUAUUCUUUUGAUGUUUAUUUAAUCAGACUACACUAUUCUUAACAUAAUAACUAGGCAGGAGGUAGAAAUAUAACCUUAAUUUUCAGUAAUUGUUUACCAAAACAAAUGAAAACAGAUUAAUUAAUAAGAUUUGGACGCAUAAAUAUGUGACCCUGGACCACAAAACCAGUCAUAAGGGUUGAUUUUUUUUAUUUUUAUUUUUUUUAUUGAGAUUUAUACAUAAUCUGAAAGCUGAAUAAAAAAGCUUUCCAUUGAUGUUUGAUGUAUGAUUUUUUAGGAUAGGACAAUAUUUGGCUGGAUACAAUUAUUUGAAAAUCUGGAAUCUUGA